CAGUACUGAAUUGAAGUUCUGUCACGAAAACUUAAUAAUUACUACUCAUUAAAUGAGUUAUCUAUUUUUCAUAAAGUUUAUGCGUCAUCCAUCACUUCUUCCACCGUUUAUUAUAAAAAAACGUUUUCAUAACUCUCUCCUCUUCCCUUGAAUAUUUUGAAUGUGUAUUUUUUCUAUGAUAAGAAGUGCCAAUACGUGAUGAAUUUCCAGCCAUAACCUAUUUGAAUCACUCAUAUCAUGCGUUACGCGAUCCUCGGUUUUGGUAGAUAAUUUGUUUAGACCACUGUAGAAAAAUGGCAGAGGUGAUGAGAUGUCUUUGGAAAUCGGUUUUGAUUACGAGGAAUGGUAUCAAUCGCCUGCACUUCCUAAAGGGAUGCAGAUCGUUGUACACAGAAUCGGCCCUAGAUCUCACAGACUACAAAAAUUCCCGAAAGAAGAUGGAAGAAAGUAGUGGAGACUUGCAAGUAUUCAGACAAGCAGUUCGAAUAGCUCUGAAGAGAGAAAGCAAUUCCGUGACGUUAGCGGAUCUCAGGAAAAUACUGCACAUUGUCGAAAAAAACGAGGAAGACCUGACACUCCUCAAGACGAUGAUGGAGAAGUGGCAUGCCCAGGGGGGCCACAACGAAGAGGACUACAGUUUGGGCCCCAUUAUAAUGAGGGCCUUCCAUUAUCUGAAUGAACCCCUCAUUGCCCUGGAUACACUGACGAAUCCACAAUGCAAAAACCUGUACGAUCAACCCAAGAGCUCUGCUAUCCUUGUGGAUCUACUCUACGAGCAUCAAAUGUAUAAAGAGGUUCGCGAUGUCUACGAUUUUCUGAGACAUAAACCUGUCAGCAAACUCGUCACUUCCGUCGUUGUUUUGGCGUGUUACAAAGAGAAUUCUCCAGAUAGUUUGCAGUUCGCGCUUAAAAUGUGGAAAGAUGUGCAAGGGAAUCGUGCGCCCCUCAGAAGGACAAUAGUGACUCUAGCUGCCCUGGCACUCAAUCAGAAUGAGCCUCAGAUGGCUUUACAGUUUAUUGACCAUUGUAGAAAUGUCGCUACCAUUUCUGCGAGGACCGCCAAAGUUAUGGCCCUCUGCGACUUGAAUCGAAUUGACCAUGUUUUACUUGACUUCCGAUACGCUUUGAAACAUAAUAGUCACUAUCUUGGGGAUGUCGUUUGGAAAUUUCACGAUGCCGCAAAACGCAUGAAUAUCGAUUCAAAAACUGAUAUUUUUAGAUUGUUCAAUUCUUUGCGAACUCGACGUUCUAUUCAAACUCAGACCCUCGAAGAGUAUAUCUCCACCCCAAUAGAUGUUCCCAAGAAAGAACUGCCUUCUGAUCAUCAAGAAACUUCACAACUAGAUAGACGAAAAUUCGAUUAUGGGCAGAAUGACUGGCAUGAUCUAUCAAAUCGAAAAUGUAACCAAUAACUCAGUUUCAAUUCACGGAUAACUCUGAUAUCAUGCAGUCAUAUAUUUAUUUUCCGGGCAUUCCGUGUCAUUACAAAACCUAAUGAACUGCUGCUGUUUUCGAUAAUUUAUUGUAGUUAUUCGUGAACCACUCGUCCAUCACGGAUGAACUCUUGAGUUGUCUUCUAAUUUUUAGAAUAAGAGCAGCUAACCAAGUCGCAUUAGGUGUCGAAUUAUCCUCUUUACAUCUGCAGGGAACAGCAAAAAAUGUACAAGUUUCAAAUCAUAUAAAACUUUAUGUACUAAUUGAA
Messenger RNA from Fopius arisanus, 1702 nucleotides. Its product is annotated as pentatricopeptide repeat-containing protein 2, mitochondrial. Lineage: Eukaryota; Metazoa; Arthropoda; Insecta; Hymenoptera; Braconidae. The transcript has 5 exons. Bases 294 to 1412 code for a protein of 372 amino acids. Gene Ontology annotation, biological process: multicellular organism development; mitochondrion organization; regulation of mRNA processing. Gene Ontology annotation, cellular component: mitochondrion. Gene Ontology annotation, molecular function: RNA binding. The record is from RefSeq and is a predicted model, not a curated record.